UGCCGACUCUCACACUUUACGUACCUUCCUGGAUAACAUUACGAAACCCACGUGGCCAAACGCCACCCUCUGCUGACGCUACUAUGUAUCCCUAAAGAAGCUAAACGUAAGCUCCUCGUUGGGGUACAGCCAUGGCUUCUCUGCUUUGUCCAACUCCAAGUACUCUUCGACAUAAUCCCAGAAGCGCCUGCUUCUCUGCUUUGAAGCUGGCUUCUCCAACUAAUCUCUGUCUCUUCACAAACCGCUGCAAAAGUAACCCAGCAAGGUGUAAUGCACUCCUUGGAAACAUCCUAGAAGAUCUGCUGGAGAACACGCUUCAUCUGGAUCAGUUUCCUGUUUUCCGAUAUGGGUUUUUGCAGUUUCAGAGAUUUACUGGGGAACUACCAGAGAUGGAGAAGUGGGGGUUUCUGGUAUUUGCUGGGCUCACUUGGAUUUAUUUAACUGCCAGGCCUGGUGUUCUUCUAGGUGCCAUUGAUGCAUACCUUCUGGCUCCUCUGCAACUGGGUUUGGAUGGUUUGACUGGAAAGAGGAACUUGAAGACUUCUGAUUUUGUGAUAGGAAGAAAACUGGGAGAAGGGUCUUUUGGUAUUGUUUAUUCUGGAGCCAUUGUUCCCAAGAACGUGGCUGCAGAAACGAAGGUACAGAAGAGAGGAAGAAAAAAUGCUUUGGAGUUGGAUGAGAGGGUCAAGGAGAAGGUCAUUCUGAAAAAGGUGAAGGUUGGAAUCCAAGGGGCUGAAGAAUGUGGUGAUUUUGAAGAGUGGUUUAACUACAGGCUGUCUAGAGCAGCUCCUGAAACGUGUGCCGAGUUCCUUGGAAGUUUUGUUGCUGACAAAACAAAUUCACAAUUCACAAAGGGGGGAAAGUGGCUUGUGUGGAAAUUUGAGGGCGAUCAAGAUCUUGCUGAUUACAUGAAGAAUCGGAACUUCCCUUUAAACUUGGAGUCUGUCAUGUUUGGGCGUGUCUUGCAGGGAGUGGACUCUGUUAAACGGGAUGCUUUGAUCAUCAAGCAAAUAAUGCGCCAAAUUAUUACCUCACUAAAGAAAAUCCAUGACACGGGCAUUGUUCAUCGUGAUGUAAAGCCUGCAAACUUAGUGGUGACAAAAAGGGGACAGAUCAAGCUCAUAGACUUUGGGGCAGCCACAGACCUUCGGAUUGGCAAGAACUAUGUGCCCAACCGUGGCCUGCUUGAUCCUGAUUAUUGUCCACCUGAACUAUACGUACUCCCGGAGGAAACACCAAGUCCGCCUCCAGAGCCAAUUGCUGCCCUUCUUUCUCCAAUCCUCUGGCAGCUGAACAGUCCUGAUCUGUUUGAUAUGUAUUCUGCCGGGAUUGUACUCUUGCAAAUGGCAAUACCUACCUUAAGAUCUACAGCAGGCUUAAAGAAUUUCAAUUUAGAAAUAAAAACAGUUGGAUAUGACUUAAAUAAAUGGAGGGAGUAUACGCGGUUUAGGCCUGACUUAACAAUUCUUGAUCUCGACUCGGGUAGAGGGUGGGAUCUGGCCACAAAGCUUGUAUCAGAGAGAGGGUUUCUUAGAAGAGGGCGUAUCUCUGCUGCUGCUGCUCUGACGCAUCCUUAUUUCCUGUUGGGUGGUGACCAGGCAGUUGCUGUUCUUUCAAAAUUAAGCUUUAAUAGGAAGUGAGCUACUUGGGAUUCCAUGACAGGGAGCUGUAAGAAGAUUUUGCUUAAAUAUUUUGAAGCUUGAGAUAAAACAGUAGCAAAUGGAUUGGAGAGGCUUUAUGAAUAGCUCGCAGGCCAAUUUAUGAACAUGCCAUUUUUGCAUAAGGUGACUGAGGUACUUAACCAUGCAUUGCCUGCUAAAAGUAGUCUUUACAUUUUACUUAACCCUUUGGUGUAAUUACAACUAGUCACAGUAAUUCAGAGUUUUUUUCCCCCAAAUAUUAAAAAGUUAAAUUCUCAUUUGGCAAAUUAGCUUUCUUUACGGAUUUAAUUAGCACCAUCAGUGCCAAGGAUAUUUCUGACUGAAGGAGUAUUCAAAAGGCGUGCCCAUGCCAGGAUCAAAUCUUUUGAUCAGAAUCGACAAUAAGAUUUAUACUGAUAUCAUAUUUUUGUAUAUCUUGGGACACUGUAACAUAUAUGUACUAGUGGAACAGGGCAUCAGCUCUUCGUUUAAUGAUA
This is a messenger RNA of Alnus glutinosa, 2137 nucleotides long. RefSeq names its product serine/threonine-protein kinase STN8, chloroplastic. The coding region runs from base 132 to 1640 and encodes 502 amino acids. Gene Ontology annotation, molecular function: protein kinase activity; ATP binding. The transcript is spliced from 5 exons. Lineage: Eukaryota; Viridiplantae; Streptophyta; Magnoliopsida; Fagales; Betulaceae. Gene Ontology annotation, biological process: protein phosphorylation. The record is from RefSeq and is a predicted model, not a curated record.